AUGCUUAAAUUGACAACGACGCCCACCGCCAUUGCUGCUGCUUCUGUCAUUUUUACCAAGCUCAUUCCCUUUCUCUUCCAUACUCUAAUAACUCAAUUGACCAAGAAUAUCAACUCUGUUCCAUUAUUUACACAACAUCACAAAAAGCUGUCCAAGAUGCCUUUCGCUUUCGAAAUCUCCAACUCAUACGGCUUCGUCCUGGCCGCCGCCACGUCCGCCUUCUUCGUCAACGUCCUGCACAUGGCGCGCACCGGCAAGUUCCGCAAGGCCAGCGGCGUCGCCUAUCCCAACGCCUAUGCUUCUCACGAGCAGGCCGAGAAGGACCCCAACGCGUACAAGUUUAACUGCGCCCAACGCGCCCACAACAACUACACCGAGAGCCUCGUCCCCGCCGUCGGCUCCCUCCUGAUCGCCGGCCUCAACUUCCCCGUCGCUUCUGCCCUCCUCGGCGCCACCUGGUCCUUUGGCCGCGUGGUCUACCUCUACGGCUACACCAGCAACGCUGGCCCCAAGGGCCGAUCAUUUGGUGCUUAUUUCUCCGGUGCUGCGGAUCUUGCUCUCAAGGUGAUGGCUGCUUAUACCUCUUACCUGGUUAUUACAAGCAACUAA
Molecule: messenger RNA, 609 nt
Organism: Trichoderma gamsii
Lineage: Eukaryota; Fungi; Ascomycota; Sordariomycetes; Hypocreales; Hypocreaceae
Product: MAPEG family protein
Exons: 4
Coding region: 1-609 (202 amino acids)
Cellular component (GO): membrane; endoplasmic reticulum; nuclear envelope
Molecular function (GO): glutathione transferase activity; glutathione peroxidase activity
Source: RefSeq, a predicted model, not a curated record